AUGCCUCUCAACCUAUCAGAGGCCCCCACGGAGGAGUUUAGCCAAUCAGAGGCGCCCAGGGGCGGCCCCACCCCCGGCCUGGGCCCCUUCAUUCGCCUCAGCGGCCGGCAGGAGGCCCCGCCGACUCGGGGUUCGGCCUUGGGUGGAUAUGACAGGCAGCACCCCAGGCCUGAGCCACCCAACAAUGCUGGCCGCUGCCCUGACCGGCCUGGCUACAGGUUCGGCUCUUACCCACCCAGUGUUCUAAUAUCCUUCUAUAAUGCUGAAGAUGAGUCAAACAUUCUCUUACCCAAGCUGCCCACAUUACCAAAAAAUUAUAGCAGCACCUCAAAAAUAUUUAGUGAGGAGAAUUCUGAUGAAAUUAUUAAACGCUUGGGAGAUGUCAGAUUAAAUAUUCUUGUCCUUGGAGGAAGCUCUGGAUUUAUUCAGCUUUAUGCUUAUGGGAUGUUCAAAAUUGCUCGAGUCACAGGGAUUGCUGGCACUUGUCUUGCAUUGUGUCUAUCAAGUGAUUUGAAAUCAUUAUCAGUGGUCGCAGAGGUUUCCACUGGUGAUGCUUCAAAGGUUUCAUAUUUUCAGCUUGAAACCAAUGUGCUCUACUCCUUCUUACAUGAAGUAACUCGGAUGGCCAGGAAGUUUAUUCACAUUUCAGCUCUGUUGCAGUAUAUAAAUUUGUCACUGACAUGUAUGUGUGAAGCAUGGCAAGAAAUACUGAUGCAGAUGAAUUCUCGUCUCACUAAGUUUGUGCAGGAAAAGAACACAACCACAUCAGUACAGGAUGAAUUUAUGCACUUGCUGUUGUGGGGGAAGGCAAGUGUUGAACUUCAGCCCCUUUUGGUGAACCAGCUAACUGUAAAGGUGCUGUUAAAGUCAUCAUAUUCCAGUAUUCAGAAGUUGGUUAUAAGUCAUUUGCAGAGUGGCUCAGAGUCUUUAUUGUAUCAUUUGAGUGAACUGAAAGGAAUGGCUUCAUGGAAGCAAAAAUACAAACCCCUUGGACUGGAUGCUAUGGGAAUUGAAGGCAUAUGUCCAGUACAAAUUAUAGACAUUAGUAUAAAGAAUUUCAAGGCAUUUUUCUGGUGGCUUUAUGUGGCCAUGUUGAGAAUGACCGAAGACCAUGUGCUUCCUGAGCUGAAUAAGAUGACUCAGAAAGAUAUCACAUUUGUUACUGAAUUUCUUACUGAACAUUUCUAUGAGGAAAGAAAUGGCUAUUUUUACAAUUAAGCUCCAGACUUUUAUAAUCAAAAAAGAAAAUACUUUAAUGUUGAAAAAGUUGGUCAGUAUUUGAAAGAUGAAGAUGAUGGCCUUGUAUCACCCCCUAACAUGGAAGGAAACCAGUGGUAUGACUUCCUCCAAAACAGCAGCCAUCUUAAAGAAAGCCCUUUGCUGUUUCCUUAUUAUGCUCGAAAAUCAUUGCAUUUUGUGAAAAGGCAAAUGGAAACCAUUAUUGAUCAGUGUUUGCAAGUGACAGCAGAUGAAAUUGGAAAAUCAAUGAAUCAAGCCAUCUGUAUUCCGUUAUAUAGAGAUGCUAGAAGUGAGGACUCUGCACGCAGAUUGUUCACAUUUCCUUUUCUGUGGAAUAAUAAAAGUUCAAAUCUACAGUACCUUCUUUUUACUAUUUUAGAAGACUCACUGUAUAAAAUGUGUAUCUUAAGAUUAAGGCAUACUGAUAUUUCCCAAUCUGUAAGUAAUGGACUAAUUGCUGUGAAAUUUGGGAGCUUCACCUAUGCUACAACUGAAAAAGUCAGAAGAAGUUCCAGCAACUUCAGCUGUUUAGAUGCCCAGUUUUAUGAUGAUGAAACUGUAACAGUCAUUCUUAAAGACACCAUGGGACGUGAAGGAAGAGACAGACUCUUGGUCCAGUUGCCAUUGUCGUUUGUGUAUAAUAGUGAAGAUGCUGCAGAGUAUCAAUUCACUAGAACUUAUGCCACAAUGCUAGAUGAACAAAGCAGUGUUAUUUCCACAUGCACCCUGCACUUUGAGAAGCACUGGCAGUUACUGGAGAGCAUGAAAGCUCAGUACGUUGCUGGGAAUGUUUUUCACAAAGUGUCCUGUGUGUUAAGUUCAAGUCUCCAUCAUGUAAGAGUAUUUGAAAUGGACAUCGAUGAUGAAUGGGAGCUGGAUGUCUCAGAUGAAGAGAAGGAAGCCAGUGGUAAGCCUGUGACGAUCAAGGAGACAGAGGCCCACCACGCCUCUGCUGAUGCUCCAGCCCCAGAGAUAGUCGUCAAAGUGGAGAAGCUUGACCCUGAACUGGACUCAUAAUCCAACUUGCCAUUGUUUAUUACAUGUUACUGUGGCAGAAAGGACUUAGAAGAUGGACUGAGAUGUCUUGGGCUGUGCUUAAUUUUCUUUGUAUAACAAAAAAAUUAACUUUUUUCAUAUUUUGUAUCACCUUCUCUUAGUAGGAUGGCCAUUGUAAUACUUUCUCUUUGUUAGAAGUCUUUAAAAAUGUGUAAAGAAAACACAAAUGAAGAGGCCAGGUGUGGUGGCUCAUCCUGGUAAUCCUAGCUACUCAGGAGGUAGA
Messenger RNA from Dipodomys spectabilis (banner-tailed kangaroo rat), 2518 nucleotides. Its product is annotated as anaphase-promoting complex subunit 4-like. The record is from RefSeq and is a predicted model, not a curated record. Lineage: Eukaryota; Metazoa; Chordata; Mammalia; Rodentia; Heteromyidae. Gene Ontology annotation, cellular component: anaphase-promoting complex; nuclear periphery. Gene Ontology annotation, biological process: positive regulation of mitotic metaphase/anaphase transition; anaphase-promoting complex-dependent catabolic process; protein K11-linked ubiquitination.